Messenger RNA from Microbotryum saponariae, 1798 nucleotides. NCBI's taxonomy places the organism in Eukaryota, Fungi, Basidiomycota, Microbotryomycetes, Microbotryales, Microbotryaceae. The record is from the annotation of a GenBank genome assembly.
AUGGCUUUCCCUUCGCAGCCUUCGGGCGCGGAAGUGAGAGGGAUGAUAGACGCUAUGGAGCAUGAACGAGGUGAGAGUACACAUCAUCAUGCGCAAGCUGGUCCGGGUACAACUGGAUGUCGACGAUCGCGAGACAGAGGCCGAAAACCGCGGAGAAGUUUCCGGUGCAGACAGACUGACCGAGACAAACUGACCGAACACGCUCCAUGUCCUUCUGACCGUUACCUCGCCAGGCGCCUUCGUAGUCGGCAUCUUCUUCCAAACUUGCCUCCUUGGAAUGGUCGCGGCUCAAACGACGGCGUACUUCCGACGCGGCUCGAAAGAUCCGAUUUAUUUCAAGUGAGCAACUUGUUCGGGCUUCCGCGCCUCGGCCCGUAGCAUACACGGAGCUCAUGCUUUGGACUGUGGCGGUGGUGAAAUCCGACAGAGUACUCCUCAUUUUUGUCGUGUCUGUUCUGAGCGUCAAGUCACUCAUGAAUAUUAAGACCGUCUAUGCUACAGUACGUCUUCCCCUCCGAAUCCACAAUGAUACCCCUGAUUGAUCCAUGUUCCUCGACUUUGGCGUUUGUCAGUGCCUCUUCGCACGCUACGGCAAACGAACCCCACCCCCCUUUCCCUGGACCGACCGAGCCGCCAUCGUCCUGAACGACAUCCCUCUCAUCGCUGCUCAAUCCUAUCUUUGUUAUCGUCUUUGGGUCGUAAGUGCUCCCCGCCACUGGUGACCUUGUUCUUUUCCACUCUUAAUAACUCGCUUUCUUUCGACACUAUAGGCCUCCUUGAAACGCGUCCUUCCCACGCUUCUGGCACUCUUGGGCACACUCGCUUCGCUUAUUUCUUUCAUCAUCUUUGCGACGAAUGUGGGUAAGCUAUCCAGACACCUCCAAUCGCCUGCAGAGGUACAGCGGCUCACCCUAGUGUGAUGUUCUUGUAGUCGCGCAUAGCUUAGGGAAGAAAGAGAUCCCGAGAACAAGGGCAGUCUGGCUCCCAGGCUGGGCUUUCUGUCUCUGUGUAAGUGGCACACUCGCGGUUGGAUAUGACAACUACUGAUAAUUUGAACUUUUCCGAUGUCUUGCCGCAGAUCACGGAUGUCUACCUCUCCGCCGCAUUCGCGUAUUACUCGCUUCAGACGAGGAAGAAAGCCGUCGGUCACCGGUACGUCUCUUUGUUUGAGAUAGAUAUCGAUUAUAUAUUUAACCCCAGAUGCUCACGCCACGUCUCACCAUUCCAUUCCACAGCCUCGACUACAUGCUCAUUCGUCUCGCAUCACUUGCAAUCACGACUUGCAUCCCACCUGCGAUCGUCUCGGCCGUGAUGGCGAUUUUGGAGAUCAUCAAUCCCUCUGGACGGGUGAGUAAACUUUCCCUCCCGGAAUUUCAGAGAGUGAGCAAUUUUCGCCACCGCUCCUAGUAUUCUGAACUGGCACGCUGUGUUUCGAGUUCCGUCCGAUAGUCAUGGAAUUUUUGCACCGUCAUCCUCGGGGCCCUCUACACGGUCUGCAUCCUCCACGCUCGUAAGCACCCCCUAUCCCACACCUUCCACUGCCUAACCGAACCCUUGAAUUUGACCCCUUCUUCCCUCUAUAUCGCAAGUUAACGCCCGUCACCAAAUUCUCGCCGAAGCGCGUUCGCGCUCAACAAUGAAGAACGCAUCCCCGUCCGUGACGGGUCGCAAGGACCCUUCUUCAAGUUUAAGCAAUGUGGCGAAGAAGCUGGCUCUUUGGUCGAAGAAAAACGAGGAGGAUCAAACAUUUUCAGGGACGGAGUCUGCGAAGCACAUUUAUUCGAUCGAAUUACAUUGA